CAGUUUAUAACGGCUACCAUGUUGCGACGCAGGAUCAUCGCUGAGAUGAGAGAAUUUUCCACUAUCGUAACGUAUAUUCGAUGGCGAUCCGAUCGAUCGAUCGAUCGGUCGCCCCUCCUCCCUCCCUCCCCCUCCCCCUCCCUAGCUUUCCGUGUGUCGACAGGUCCGUCGGGCGCGCGACAACCUACGCUACAUCGGCGAACGAGUGACCAAGGGGAUGGACGAGAUCAAGGAGGAUAUCGGGAAGGAGCUUCGAGUCACCGACCGGUUGACGACCCAGAGUUCAAAAUUGGAGACGGUGUUGCGACGAUUCGCGAGUCUCGAGGAGAACGUGAUCGAGAUGGUGCGAAUGGAUCGGAAUCGGGAGAGCGUGAGGAUCGAGACACCGACGGACGUGGGCACGGAGAUCGAGAGGAUCGUCGCCGCCGCCGAGAGGAGGAGCAUCGAGAAUCGGGAGGAUUCGCUGGUUUCGGAGGUGGAUAGGCGCGAGGUUGCCCGCAACCCUGUGUCCAAGUUUUCCGCGUGCGGGCCCCGUGAAAAUAUUGGGAGAAAAACGACGGCGGAGGGCCGAGCUCGGAUAGUCACGACGCCAGAGGUUCGCCUCCUCGGCGAAUCGCAGCCAAAAAAAUAAAUUCGUCCGUUUUUCCAAGCAAGCGUCAUCCUGAUCGAUCUUG
Apis florea (little honeybee) is the source of this 674-nucleotide messenger RNA. RefSeq lists its product as uncharacterized. The record is from RefSeq and is a predicted model, not a curated record. NCBI's taxonomy places the organism in Eukaryota, Metazoa, Arthropoda, Insecta, Hymenoptera, Apidae.